CAAACUCAACCCUCGCUCCAUGGUCUCAAACAAGUUCGCAGGGUAGCAGUACCCCGCCUUUGGGGGAUGAACCACUUUUGAUUGGGGCUCCGCCUUUGAGUGGUACAUCUCCCUCGCCGGGAGUCGGUACGCCGCCUCUGAGUGGUAGUAAUAUUACACCACCGCUUCGUCCUAUGAGCAGUUUCGCAGGUACUACACCUCGUCCGUCGUCGGGAGUCGGUAGUACGCCGCCUCUGAGUGGCACCAUGAAGAACAGCUUCUUCAACAGCUCCAGUUGUAGUUUCACUGCGGACGUUGUCGUGGACAUCAACCAAGGAGAACAAAAAGUACUAGAAGAUGAGCAGAAGGAUCAACAUGAUCCUCAACAGAGUACAAGAACUCAAUCAUCGCCUACGAAGGGCAAAAAGAAGAAAGGGGGCAAAGGCACGAAUCAGCAGAAAGAUCCAGCACAACUUCAAGCUGGUUUACUGUCGAAGAAGAACGUCCCUGGAGUGUCGCAGAAGAACAGUUUCGCACUAUUAGCUGGAGCUGUGGAGGAAGAGGAAGAAGAGGAGGAGCUUGGAAGUGGUCUUGGAGGGGGUCUUCUCGAAGACGAAGAAGGAUCUCAUGCAGAAGUCGCUCUUCCUUUCGCUGUUUCUCAGGCUCUUCCCGAAGGAUCUGAUGCAGAAGUCGUUCUUGUUCAAGUUGUUCAGGCACCUCCUUUGGAAGGUGAAGAAGUCGAAGAACCAUCUACAUCUGGCGCCAUUAGUAGCGUGAAGGAUGUCGAGAUGACGCCUCCGGCAGCAAUAAACGGGACGUCCUCUCCAACAGCGAAGACGCCCAAAGGCAAAAACAAGAGGAAUAAACGCCGCAAAACUUGUAAAGAGUCUUCUGCGCAGCAGAAAGAAGGCGCUGAUGUUGCCAUGAAGAUGGAUCUUACAACUCUUGUGGAGGAAGCACACGCACAUCAAGCUCAAGGUCUAGUAGAGCAGCAUCAGGUAGGUGUAAAUAUAGAGGCCGCAACUUCUACAACAAG
Amoebophrya sp. A25 is the source of this 1015-nucleotide messenger RNA. NCBI's taxonomy places the organism in Eukaryota, Dinophyceae, Syndiniales, Amoebophryaceae. The record is from the annotation of a GenBank genome assembly.